Stylophora pistillata is the source of this 2201-nucleotide messenger RNA. RefSeq names its product matrilin-3. NCBI's taxonomy places the organism in Eukaryota, Metazoa, Cnidaria, Anthozoa, Scleractinia, Pocilloporidae. The record is from RefSeq and is a predicted model, not a curated record.
CGAACGAUGUUUGUCUUUCAAAGUUGUACUCGAUGAAUCCGCAUGAAAAAUUAUGCGUUAUACUGAACUACUGCUUAUCUGCAGCGUUUUGCUGAAGUUGAGAGAAAGAACGCUUGCCCAAAAAGAAAUUCUUUGUGCAGAACCAAUAGAUUUUGGUAUCAUUUUGGACUCAUCCGACAAAGCUAGCAGCAAAUGGCAAGAGGUUUUGGAAUUCACCACUUCACUAGUGGACUUUUUCAAUGUAGGCCGCCUAAAAAGCCAUGUUGGUUUAAUCACCUACGGCACAGAAGCACAAUUGGUUAUGGACUUCAAAACUUUUGAAGGUGACCUCCUUACUCCGAAAAAUGUAAAAGACUAUAUCCAGAAAGUAGUGCCAACCGGUGGAGGACGCCACAUUGACAAGGCGCUAAAACUUGCAAAUGAGAGACUUUUUACUGCAGAGGCGGGAAUGAGGGUGAAUAAAAAUGACAUAAAGAAGAUUAUGAUUCUGUUAAACGCUGGUAAACAAACAGGCCCACUCGGCAGUCUUACGUCUUUACAGGAGGCGUCCAAGCCUCUGCGAAACAAAGGAAUCAAUAUUUAUGUUGUGGCAGUUGGGAAUAAGAAAGACAUUGACGAGGAUGAGCUGGUAGAAAUUACAGGCACCCCAGAAAAUGUACUUACCACGGAAUCAUUUGACCAACUUGUAAACUUGGCAGAGGAAGUUUCCAAAGUUGCUUGUGGUAUAAAGCAUAUGGAGGUAAGCUAUCAUUCGUCGGAUAAUUUCCUCGUAAUAAUUGAUAAUAAUCGUAAUAAUUAUUUGAUAUGGAAGGCAACAUAUCAUAACUAUGCGUUCAGUAACUCGUCUCAUUUAUGACAUGCGUGUUACUGGUCGUGACGUCACUAAAGGCGACCAAGGAGUCUCCAUUAGUGAUAUAUAUAUAUAUAUAUAUAUAUAUAAUUUAUCAAUCUAGAUCCCCAAGAACGAUUAAUUUGCCUAUUACCUGCAUCAAUACAAUGCGUUUAUUGCAAAUUUGAAGUCUUAGCUCUGAAAACUUUGAUGAAGCCUGGGUGGAUAUAUUCCAGCAAUUGUGUCGAUGGGAGUUUUCUCGGUGAGUGAAUAAAUCAAUUUUUGCCAAUUGCUUCGUUCAAACAAAUUCGAUGCCAUCAAAUUUGUAACUCUAGGUGUGUGUUCUUUUUUUUUUUUCAGUAUCAUUUUGGAAACCAAAAAACCAUUUUGGCGACGUGAUGAAUAAUCCUCAGCGAUACGAGAUUUGCAGUUAUACUCUCUCGGUCUGUUGUUAACCACAAGCGAACGACCUGAGGUGACCGAGCUGAGCCUGGUGUAGAAGCUGAGCAAAGCUAAACAUCGAGACACGCGCAUCUAAUCUGUGUUGGGAUCCUCGGUGAAUGGAAACCAGCAAAAAAGACAAGCACCAGAAUAAAAGGGUUGUGCAGGCGAAAGUGUUUUCUUAGUCCCCACCCACCUCUCCCUCCUCCUUAACCCUUCCUCUUUCCACAGACGCCUUUUUUCUCUCGCUCCCUACACUUUUACGCUCGGUUACACAAAAAUCAGCCGUUUGAGUGGUAAUAUACGAUCCUGUCAUUGCAAGACUGUUAAGGUCAGACAGGCAAGGUGGAAAGGGGAGGUUGAACCAUCCGACCACCUCCCCCCCGUCUCCGCCAUUGUAUUAAUGCAGUUGAAUUUACGUUUUUUCGAUGACAACACGGGCUGCGUUCAUUUCAUGAACAGCGCCUGGUGGGAAAUCUCCAUUUCGUAGUCACUCACUCAUCAAAUCAGUUUCAUGUGAUAAACAUCGAUAUCUUGCAGACUGCGCGCUGGCACUUGAAUCGCCAGAUAAUUGUCACGCAAACCUACAAUUAAUCAGCCUACAGGCAUGACUCCAGUUUGAUUCAUUGAUAUCGAUGAGCCUCAGGGUUUCAGGGUCCAUUUCAGUUUGGUCUUAUAAAAUAUAUCAUUUUUUCUAUUAACAAUACGCAAUAAUAAGCCCAAUUAAAAUUACUUUGGAUAUAUCAACAAAGUUGAAAUGGUAAAUUGGCCACCGUAAUGAUUACAAAAGCUGACGUUUCGAGCGUUAGCCCUUCGUCGGAGCGAAUAGAGGAAUUGUGGGUUGACCACAAUUCGACUCGACCAAUUAAAAUUACGAUUGACAAGUAAUUAAUGUUCUUAACCUGACCGCGGAUACUAUUUGUUGGGGUAC